UCUCAUCAGCCUACGUCACGGCUCAGGAGAGUCAUGUGACAAGUGGUUUGUACUAGCAUUACAAAAUGGCUGUUGUUGGAUAAAAGGUUCCAGUCAUUGAGAUAAAAAUAAAUAAACAAAUAAAUCUCCUCAGUUAACAAGAAGUAAACCGUUCACUAGAACGGACAUCGGUUGAUUAAAAAAAAGGUGAUAGUCUGAGCACGCUGGAUCCCGAGGGCCCUCUGAAGAUGGCGAGCCUGGUGACUCGGAGCCUGCUCAGCUUCGUGGAGGAGGAGAACAUGGCUGAGAUCAGGGCCUUUCUGGAGAAGUGCAAGGAGGUGGAUGAAAGAAAUGAGAAUGGACAGACCCCUCUAAUGUUAGCCGCAGAGCAAGGCAAUCUAGAGAUUGUUCAGGAGCUGUUGAAGAAAGGAGCGAACAUCAACCUUGAAGAUGCUGAUAACUGGACAGCCCUCAUUUCAGCAUCAAAGGAAGGACACAUCGACGUUGUGAAAGAACUGCUCAGAAACGAUGCUAACUUGGAGCACAGGGAUUCGGGAGGAUGGACUGCCCUUAUGUGGGCAGCAUACAAAGGGCGCACAGAGGUGACAAGCAUGUUGCUUGAAAAAGGUUCAAACCCAAACAUCACUGGACAACAAUACAGCGUUUACCCUAUCAUCUGGGCAGCUGGACGAGGGCAUGCAGAAAUUGUGCAUCUUUUACUUGAACAUGGUGCCAAAGUGAACUGCUCUGACAAGUACGGCACAACCCCCUUAAUCUGGGCUGCUAGGAAGGGCCAUUAUGACAGCGUUAUGCACCUGCUGGAGAACGGAGCAGAUGUGGAUCAAGAAGGAGCUAACUCUAUGACAGCCUUGAUCGUGGCAGUGAAGAGUGGAUAUACUGAUAUGGUAAAAGAACUUCUGAAGAGGAAUCCCAAUGUCAACAUGACUGAUAAAGAUGGAAACACAGCGCUGAUGAUCGCCGCCAAGGAAGGCCACACUGAGAUUGUCCAGGAUCUCUUGGAUGCUGGGACCUAUGUUAACAUCCCCGACAGGAGUGGAGACACAGUACUGAUUGGAGCUGUCAGAGGUGGUCAUGUGGAGAUUGUCAGAGCCUUGCUUCAAAAGUAUGCUGACAUAGACAUCCGAGGACAGGAUAACAAGACAGCUCUGUACUGGGCCGUAGAGAAAGGAAAUGCCACUAUGGUGAGGGAUAUCUUGCAGUGUAAUCCAGAUACUGAAAUCUGCACCAAGGACGGUGAAACCACUCUUAUUAAAGCGACGAAGAUGAGAAACAUUGAUAUUGUUGAACUUUUGCUGGAUAAAGGAGCCAGAGUGUCAGCAGUAGACAAGAAGGGAGAUACCCCGCUACACAUUGCAAUUCGCGGCAGGAGCAGAAAACUGGCUGAGCUGCUUCUGAGAAAUCCAAAGGAUGGUCGCUUGCUUUACCGUCCCAACAAAGCUGGAGAAACUCCUUACAACAUAGACUGCACUCAUCAGAAGAGCAUUUUAACUCAGAUAUUUGGAGCUAGGCACCUCUCUCCAAGCGAGUCUGACGGGGACAUGCUUGGCUAUGAUCUGUACAGCAGCGCUCUGGCUGACAUUCUCAGUGAACCGACCAUGCAGCCGCCCAUCUGUGUUGGACUCUAUGCGCAGUGGGGGAGUGGAAAAUCUUUCCUCCUCAAGAAGCUGGAAGAUGAGAUGAAGACCUUUGCUGGGCAACAGAUUGAGCCUCUUUUCCAGUUCUCCUGGCUGGUGGUGUUCCUGACCCUGCUUCUCUGUGGAGCUGUCGGACUGCUGCUGGCCUUUGUGGUGGAUCUAAAGCUCGGAAUUGCUGUUGGACUGAGCUUGCUUGCAGUCAUGUAUAUAUCUUUUGUUGUGGUGUAUUUUGGAGGUCGCAGAGAAGGAGAGAGUUGGAACUGGGCAUGGGUGCUGAGUACCCGGCUGGCCCGGCACAUCGGUUACCUUGAACUGCUCCUGAAACUGAUGUUCGUAAACCCCCCGGAGCUGCCAGAACAGACAACCCGAGCAUUACCAGUCAGGUUUUUGUUUACAGAUUACAAUCGUUUGUCCAGUGUUGGUGGAGAAACAUCCAUGGCUGAAAUGAUAGCUACUCUUUCUGAUGCCUGUGAAAGAGAAUUUGGGUUCCUCGCAACCAGGCUGUUUAGAGUCUUCAAAACUGAAGACAGUCAAGGGAAAAAGAAAUGGAAGAAGACCUGUUGUGUACCUUCCUUUGUCAUCUUCCUUUUCAUUCUGGGCUGCCUCAUCACUGGCAUCACCUUGUUGGCCAUAUUUAAGGUGGACGAGGGGAACAUGACAGUGAAUGCUGUACUGAUCUCCAUGGCCUGUGCCAUUGGCCUGGCACUGAUCCUCAACUGCCGUACUUGGUGGCAGGUCCUGGAUUCAAUCCUGAACUCCCAGAGGAAACGGCUUCAUAGCGCAGCCAACAAAAUGCAGAAACUGAAGAGUGAAGGCUUUAUGAAAGUUUUGAAGUGUGAAGUGGAACUUAUGGCCAGGAUGGCAAAGGCAAUCGACGGCUUCACACAGAAUCAAACCAGGCUUGCAGUUAUUAUUGAUGGACUGGAUGCCUGCGAGCAAGACAAAGUACUCCAGAUGCUUGACACUGUAAGAAUUUUGUUCUCCAAAGGUCCAUUUAUAGCCAUCUUUGCCAGCGACCCUCACAUUAUCAUUAAGGCUAUUAACCAGAACCUCAAUAGUGUGCUUAGAGACUCGAACAUCAAUGGCCAUGACUACAUGCGCAACAUAGUCCACCUGCCGGUGUUCCUGAACAGCCGUGGACUGAGCAGUGCCAAGAAGCUUCUUGUGGCAGCACCAACUAAUGGAGAUGUGACAAACUCAGAAGGUUGGCAUGAAGACACUGACAGAAAGCUUUCCCAGCACAGUCUUGGUGAGCUGACAAAGAUUGGUAGCAAAACUGCUCUAAAUAGAAGGGACACCUAUCGAAGGAGGCAGAUGCAGAGAACAGUAACACGGCAGAUGUCCUUUGAUCUGACUAAAUUGCUUGUUACUGAGGACUGGUUCAGUGACAUCAGCCCGCAGACAAUGAGAAGAUUACUCAAUAUUGUUUCUGUCACAGGAAGGCUGCUGAGAGCCAAUCAGAUCACCUUUAACUGGGACAGACUGGCAUCCUGGAUAAACAUCACGGAACAGUGGCCAUAUAGAACCUCUUGGCUCAUUCUGUAUCUGGAAGAAACUGAGGGGGUUCCAGAGCAUGCCACCCUGAAAACAAUUUAUGAAAGAAUAUCAAAGAAUAUUCCAACCACCAAAGAUGUGGAGCCCUUGCUUGAAAUUGAUGGCGACAUCCGCAGCUUCGAAGUGUUUCUGGCUUCAAGGACGCCGGUUCUUACAGUCCGGGACAUAAAAACCUUUUUACCAUGUACUGUCAACCUGGAUCCCAAACUGCGAGAGAUCAUUGCAGAUGUCCGUGCUGCCAGGGAGCAGAUAAAUAUUGGAGGAAUUGCCUAUCCCACAAUGCCCUUGCAGGAUGCCCCUCCCCGGGCCGCCUCUGUUUUCAGCCAGCCAUCUUCCGCCUGCUCGCCCACCGCAUCCUUCAAUGGCCCCUUCAACCCUGCUGGAGUCAUGUCUCCACAGCCACACAGCAGUUACUACAGCGGCAUGACUGGGCCACAGCAUCCCUUCUACAACAGACCUUAUUUUCCCCAUCAUGUUUCUUAUCUGCCAAGGCAAUACUUUGGCAGUUCUCAUCAUCCUUUGUCACGUCCAUCAGUUAAAACGGUGUAUCCCAGGGAUCAGAACAAUGGACUAGAUGUUAUCAAGGAGGAUGCCAACGAGGGGCUUCCCUCCCCCACAGUUCCCUCAAUGCAGUUUAAAUCUGAGUAUUUCAAACCAAAACAGGGUGCAGCUUCUGCUGUGUCUGGGGUUCCAAUGGUGCUGCUCAGUUCCAUGAAUGUGGAUGCUGUUUGUGAGCGACUAAAACUGAUCGAAGGCAUUGACCAGAGUAUGUUGCCGCAGUACACUACUACAAUUAAGAAGGCGAACGUGAAUGGCCGAGUACUGUCUCAGUGUAAUUUAGAUGAACUUAAGAAAGAGAUGAGCAUGAACUUUGGAGACUGGCAGCUUUUCAGAGGCACGGUGAUGGAAUUGCGCCACCUUGAAAACCAGGCUAUCCAUGAGGAUUCCAGAGCAGUUAGUGAGCAGGGAAGCAGUGUGAUUGGACAUAGUGAACCAGUCCGUCGGCAAGGGCCUCCAGCUGAAAAUGCUGUUAACCCAGACGGCACAAUGACUUACAGCCUCAACUUCAGCUUCGAGGAGCUAAGUACUGUUGGCCUGGAUGAACCAGUACGUCACAGCAACCCAAGUUGGCCGACUCACAGAACGCCAAGCAUGUCAAGUCUAAACUCCCAGGAGUCUUCUAAUGAGAUAUGUAAGCUGACAGACAAGCAGCAAGCUGAAUAUAGAGAUGCCUACAAAGAGUAUAUUGCGUCGAUGGCACAGCUGGAGGCAACAGGCAACACUGGUGAAAAACCUGUUCAGCCCCACCCUGCCCAAUUCAUACAAAGUGCAUCAGGGGUGUCUCUGCAUUCCAACUUGGAAGAAAAGGGUAAAGAUGGUGAACAGGAUGGCAGGAAGCCUUUCAUGAAAAGAGAUGGCAACCAACGUAGUGGCAAGCCCUCUGACAUGGUGGACUACACAUCUUCAGCCAUCUCCACUGCUGACACAUCCCCUCUGGAUCCCAUCACAGAAGAAGACGAGAAGCCAGACCACGCCGCUUCUAAGCUCCUGGGGAAGAAGCCAUCAUCUGAGAGAAUUAACAUAUUCCAUGGAGCCGAUUUGAAACUCAAGGGAGUUGGUUUGCGUUAUCAGAAGCUGACCAGUGAUGAGGAUGAGUCCGGAAACGAGGAAUCUGACAACACCCCACUUCUUAAAGAAGGCAAGGAGAGGUCCGAUUCCGAGUCCGCUGAUCGUAGACCUUCGGGGAAAGGGAAGGAGUACAUGUCAGAUGCCAUGCUGGAUAAGAAGGAUUCCUCAGAUUCUGGAGUGAGGUCCAACGAGAGCUCCCCUAACCACUCCCUUCAAGACGAAGAAGCUGAUGUCUCUCAACUGGAGAAGGCCAACCUGAUUGAGCUGGACGAGGACACCAUGGCGAGAAAGAGGGGAUUACCCAGAAGCCUGAGUGGUCUGCAGGACUCAGCCAUUGCUCGCAUGUCCAUCUGCUCCGAAGAUAAAAAGAGCCCUUCCGAGUGCAGCCUGAUCGCGAGCAGCCCAGAGGAAAGCUGGCCCCCCAGCCAGAAGGCCUACAACCUAAACCGCACUGCCAGCAACACCACUCUCAACAACAACAGCAACACUCCAAACCAGGGCCAGUCCUUCGAUGAGUCGGAGGGAACCAGGCGAGACUCCAGACACAUGGAAAACAGCGUAUCUCAAAUCCUCAUCCACCCGGGUUCCAGCACUCAUCCAACCGCUGUACAGAAUGAAAACCUGAAGGGCAUCCAUCUCAAGAGGGGCGUGACUGGAAGUUACAAUCGGCACUCCAAGGAAGGGGCUUCUCCAGAGCUGCAUACUGUCGCCUCUUCAGACACAGUCCGCUUCGGAGAGGAGCGGGAAAGCAUCCUUUAAAUUAGUCAUUUUCUUAGGGCUGAGGAGGAUUAAAAAAAAUGUAUGAUGUGUAUUGUUGUGUUGUGUUGGUGAUGUUAUGUAAAAUAAGCCUACACAAUCUGAAUUUUACAUAAUUAAUGUAAUGUAAAUUUCUGGUUAUGAAGAUUAAUUCUGCAAUCUUAAUUUGAAAAGAAUAAUGGUUGAAACCAGUUAAACUGAAAGAAGUUAACAAAGAUCAUGUGCAAAUUGCAAAUUUGUCCAAGUGCUUUUUAAGGGAACACAACUUGAAGGUUUAGACAUUAUUAUAAAUGACUUUGGCAAAACAUCUCCUUUCAGUAAACCCAUAAACGGUGAGGUAAUUCAGAUAAGUGUUUGCCUAUGUCUGUUCAGUUCUUUAUCGUGUUUGUGAAGUCGUAGUUAAAGAAAAUUGUUGAAGUGACUUAUGUUAUUUAAAACUGCCAGUGUAACUGGAGAGUAAAAAAAUAUUUGAAGUUGUCAGUGUGCCUGGUGUAUACUGUUCAGUUGUGCUUAUUCGUGUCUAGUAAUUUUAAAUAGACUAUUGAUUAAUUGCAUAAAAUAUGAUAUACUGGUAGUUGAAUCACUGUAUUAGAAAUAAAACUGUCAUGUAAUAUGACUGCUUUUGUGAUCUGUUAUAGUACCACGUAUAAUCACUAGAAUUGAAAAAUUAUGACCACGUUUGUGAACACAUCCGAUACUAGAAUGCCGCAGUAUUAUGUUUCUGUGAGUCUUUGUAAUUUCAAAGUUAUUUUAAAAAAGAAAGUAUUUUUAGGGUCUGUACUUUCAGAAUGAGAAUGAUUUACCAACAUUCAAAUGUAAGUGUAUCAUUACAAGUUAAAUGACACUGGUACACCUAAUUGAACCAUGUUUAGAUGUGCUGGUUGUUCUAAAUAAAGAAAAAUAAAAUGACUACAUUGUUAUUUGUAGCAUGCAUUCAGUACUUAUGUAUACUGUAGCCUGAAAGAGAUGUAAGUUUCUGUAUUCUCAAAGUAUAUAGUGAAGUGCUGUAUUUGAACAAGUGUUUGAGAAAAUAAAUAAAUAUGUAGGCUACA
Messenger RNA from Acipenser ruthenus (sterlet), 6625 nucleotides. It is a transcript of the gene kidins220b, whose product is annotated as kinase D-interacting substrate 220b. The coding region runs from base 228 to 5576 and encodes 1782 amino acids. The transcript is spliced from 31 exons. The record is from RefSeq and is a predicted model, not a curated record. NCBI's taxonomy places the organism in Eukaryota, Metazoa, Chordata, Actinopteri, Acipenseriformes, Acipenseridae. Gene Ontology annotation, molecular function: protein binding.